UCUCCCACCCUUCCAGUGCCACAACAGUCUCACUUUUGGAGACGUGAGCGGCAACGUAUCGUAUCGCACAUCCGGAUCCCCAUCCGCCCCCACCCUCUCUAUCUCUUCCUCUCUCUCCCCCCUUUUUCCCACCCAGUCCUCUAUCAGUCCAGGUGGCAGAGCGCACUUCGGCCGUGGGAUGCAGCCUCUCAUCUCCGACACAUGGACAGCGGAGCUUGGAGCUGCCGCAGCGCGCCACGGCUCCACUAGCUGAAGACACCGCGUCUCAACAGCGGAAGGAAGAGACGACCCUCCGGCGUUUUUAUCUCUUGGGACUUCAAAUAAAAGGAUAUACUUGUUCCCCACUUCACAGACUUUUCCCCCCCCUUCUUCUUCUUAUCUUUUCAACCCGCAAAGAGAGCAGAACCAGUUGUGUUCAAUGCGCAACCAUGCUCAUCAUCUCGUCUCGCAGUGCGCUGCUGUCCGUCUACUACCCGCAGAUCUUCCUCAUCCUCACCAGCGGUAGCUACCUGGCGCUGUCCUCUGUGGUAGCUCUAGGUGCUAACAUCAUCUGCAACAAGAUACCGGGACUGGCCCCCCGUCAGAGAGCCCUCUGCCAGAGUCGCCCAGAUGCCAUCAUCGUCAUUGGCGAAGGCGCCCAGCUGGGCAUCAAUGAGUGUCAGUACCAGUUCCGCUACGGCCGGUGGAAUUGCUCGGCCCUGGGCGAGAGGACCGUCUUUGGACAAGAGCUGAGAGUAGGCAGCAGGGAGGCAGCGUUCACUUAUGCCAUCACCGCCGCCGGAGUUGCCCACGCAGUGACCACAGCUUGCAGCCAAGGCAACCUCAGCCAGUGCGGCUGUGACCGCGAGAAGCAGGGCUACCACGACUACCAGGAGGAGGGCUGGAAGUGGGGAGGCUGCUCGGCUGACGUUAAGUACGGCGUGGAGUUCUCGCGGCGCUUUGUAGACGCCCGUGAGAUCAAGAAAAACGCCCGCCGGCUGAUGAACCUGCACAACAAUGAGGCAGGGCGAAAGAUCCUAGAGGAGAGGAUGAAGCUGGAGUGUAAGUGUCACGGCGUGUCUGGCUCCUGCACCACCAAGACCUGCUGGAUCACCCUGCCCAAGUUCAGAGAGAUCGGUUACCUGCUCAAGGAACGCUACAGCGACGCAGUUCAAGUGGAGCCUGUUCGGGCCUCACGGCUCCGCCAACCCUCCUUCCUACGACUCAAAGAGGCUCGGGGUUACCAGAAGCCCACGGACACAGACCUGGUGUAUCUGGAGCGUUCGCCAAACUACUGCGAAGAGGACACAGCCACGGGAAGCACAGGAACACGGGGCAGACUGUGCAACGGCACCUCGACCCACACAGACAGUUGUAAUGUGAUGUGCUGCGGCCGGGGUUACAACACGCACCACUACACGCGCAUCUGGCAGUGCAACUGCAAGUUCCACUGGUGCUGUUUUGUCAAGUGCAACACCUGCAGCGAGAAAUCGGAAGUUUUCACCUGCAAGUAGGGAAUGAGGAAGCGAGGCACUGGCUGCAGGGGACAGGGGAGAGGCUGGGCAAAACGGACAAUGGCUGAAGAUGAGGGGCUUAUGACAAAGUGGAAUUUGAAGUGAAGGACUUGGAAGUAUUUAUUCAACAAUUUGCACAUUUUUACAUCCUAUUUUGGAAUUCUUUAAAGAAAGGAAAAACAGACGUGAGGUUUGGACAGUGAUUGAAAGAUAAAAACACAUUUUCUUUUGCGCGGUGGUACAAAACACGAAACUCACAGGUUGCAGGGGAGAGGUUCUGAUGUUCUCUUUUUUUGCCUCCAGCAAAGCAAUAUUUGGAAGACAACAUCUUGCAAAGAUGUCGCUUACAGAUGUCAACGCACAAGAGGAAGAAAACACAACAAAGACUAUUGUUGGGAUCUUGAGAGGGCUUUUUGUGACACGCUAACUGGAAAUGCUACAGCUGCAGAACACUUUCAGACUGCCAUGAAAGAAGACAAGCUCCUGGUGAAGAUAUGAAGCUGGCAGUGGAAUACUUUUAACUGUACGCUCACACUGUAUUCUGUUUGAUCACUGAAAAUAAAACAAAACUAUUUAUGUAAAAAAUAUCUUUCAAACCUAAAGUCUUAGAGGAAGGAUUUAAACAUUUUUCCCCCCUUGUUUAUGAUCUUCACUUGCUACUGAUACAUGUCAAGCUGGAAGUAACCGGUUUUUAGUCAUAUGGAGUCACAUUUCUAGCCACUGAACAGCGAAAUCAUCUGCUAUUUCACUUCUUAUCCAUUAUCAGUCAUCAGUGGCGUAUUUUGCUAUAGAUUAGUUAUUUUUCUUUUGCACUCACAUAGUCACAUUUGUUUCUCUUUUUCAUGGGACAUCAGUAAGUUGGGGGAUUGAGUGCUGUGCUGACAUCUCUCUCAUGGACAUAUCCCCCCCCUUCCUACCCCAAGCCCAGACCCUUUGUUACGCCAAGAGCCAAAGAGGCUGAAAAUAUUCCCAAACUAUUUUAAGCAUCCAACUUGUCAGUUUGAACGGCACUUUCCAUCCUGACCAUGUUCAUUGUUUUCUUUUCGGAGGGCUCUUGACUUCUGAGAAAAGCAUGUAGGCCUCAUUGGAACUUCAUAGAGGUGCAAUCAGGUUCAGAUACAUCCAACAUUCCCAUGAACAGCAGAGACGUGGAAUUCCACAUGAUGGCCUCUGCUUACACAAGGCCUUCCAGCGCGGUUUAGGCCUGCCUGGGUGGAUGGCAUGUGCCCCAACCACACAGAAGGGGGUAUGAGAGGAUCAAAGGCCUCAAAGCUAUUUUUGGACAGCACCCUUAAUGUAUUCAGAAAUGUUUAUUUAGGCUUUAUAUAACUUACAAAACAAGUUGAAGAGUAUAUUUUUAUAUGAGGAGCGUGGCACUUUAUGUCAUUUAUAGAUGGAAAAGAAAGUCACUAUUUACUUUGUUUUCUAAUGUCAUUGUUUUCAGAUUUAAGAGCUAUAAAUUAUUUGGAAUUUAUGUCUUUGGAUCAAAGUUCCUAAAUUGUAAAUACUCCACGUGUUUUACCAAAGUAGCCCAGAUUGUCCAUCUCGAUACGAUCCUUCACAAUUCAUCGUAGCUCAUAAAAGCUGAGUGAUUCACCAAGUGUUGGAAAGUCAAGGAAAUUUUGUGGAAACCACUGUUUAGUAUUUGAGUAAAUGCAUGGAUAAUACAUUGGAAGCAACCAACUGGUGGUGCAGCUUUUGACUGAAGAGAUUUAUGUGUUUCCAGUUGUCUUCAUAACCCUUACAGUAACUAGGAACAACUCAUUGCUUCCUGAAAGCAUAUUUUCCAACUUCAAAUACAGCUAAUUUAAAGUUUCUUUAUUUGUUCUGUGGCAAAAUCAAAGUCUGCAUCACUUACAAACAUGGACAGUUGUAUUUUUCCUUUUUUUACCAAUAAAAUUUGAGCAUCCUU
Molecule: messenger RNA, 3405 nt
Organism: Dicentrarchus labrax (European seabass)
Lineage: Eukaryota; Metazoa; Chordata; Actinopteri; Moronidae
Gene: wnt7ba
Product: wingless-type MMTV integration site family, member 7Ba
Exons: 4
Coding region: 429-1493 (354 amino acids)
Biological process (GO): positive regulation of JNK cascade; neuron differentiation; multicellular organism development
Cellular component (GO): extracellular region
Molecular function (GO): frizzled binding; cytokine activity
Source: RefSeq, a predicted model, not a curated record